Purpureocillium takamizusanense is the source of this 2980-nucleotide messenger RNA. RefSeq lists its product as uncharacterized. The transcript is spliced from 2 exons. The record is from RefSeq and is a predicted model, not a curated record. Bases 868 to 2691 code for a protein of 607 amino acids. NCBI's taxonomy places the organism in Eukaryota, Fungi, Ascomycota, Sordariomycetes, Hypocreales, Ophiocordycipitaceae.
CCCCUGCACCGUUGGCGCCGAUCCACACCAGCCUCGCUCUCUCUCUCUCUCUCUCACUCGACUUACACGGUUGACUCCAUGCGUACUGAGAGGUGCUGCUACUACCCGUCGGCGGCUCGCGACGGCACCUCGUCCGCUCAUCCAGCAACCAUGGCGCCCGCCGGACGCAUACUGUACUGUGCGUAGGUUCCUCGCACGCCUCGCGGACCGGACGCGCGCAUUCUGGACGUCCACCCAGCCAGAGCGCGCGCACACGCAACUCGCAAACCACACGCCUCCUGCCAGUCAGUCACUUACUUGGCUUGCCACCACCCAAUGUUUCCCGAUCCAGCCUUCGCUUCCCACUGCCGAAUGCCACCCGCCGCGUUUCACAAUACGGCGCCGCAGGCCCAUUGUCGUGGCCCUCGGCCGUGAUCCUUGACGAGUACAAGAAGGCGGCCUCAUCCCAGACCGGCUGUCGUCGUCUCUCCAUCUCCAAUCGUCCGCACUCGAUCCCCUUUGGUGCCUCUCUGCCCUCUCCUCCGCCGUCGUCUCUUGCCCUCUCCUCACAGAGACACAGGGAGUUGCUCUCGAUCCAUUUCUCUCCCGUACAUAUUCCUUUCCAUAUACACUAUACGGCUCACGUAUGUGCCAUAUUACACACAGAAACUCGUCAUAGACAGUCUGACCGCAUAAUCCUAUUCCUCCUACCGCGGCCCUGCGGCCCAGACUCAGCCCACGCCGGCAACUCGUCGUCUUCUGGAAAGACGCGCUCCCUGUUUCGGACACAAAGCCUAGUCACAUCCUGAUUUGACACUGGAGCCGGCCUCCACGAACAAACCAACAUAAUAUUCAUCAUUCCAUAAUUCCUCGACAUCUUUGGUAGCCAUGUCUGCUCUGGAAGCCGACGUCGCUUUCGAUUUCACCUUUCCCUCGCCCUCGACCCCCCCUCCGCCCUCAUAUGGCUUCACCUUGGACGGCGCCUUUACCUUUGACCCAGCCUUUCUCGAGAUCCCUUAUGGCUAUCACGACCAACGCCAUGCUCGGUCCUCAUCCAAGGCAUCGUCCAUCUACUCGACCAUAUCAACCGUCGAUUCCACCCCUGACUCUGUUUGCACACGCUUGACAACCCCUCCGCGAGCCAGCCCGCCUGUCGUUCGUCAUGGUCCCCUCUUGCUCCCCAAGAUCAGGCCGCAAGAUCAAAAUCUUGACAGUGCGCAGCUUCCCGUUGCCAACGUCAACGCUCGCCGUGCCAAGAAAGCCCAGACAACCCCUCCGCCUCGCCCUAAGGCUGCCGCUACUAGAUCAGUUCGCUCUAGCCAUGCUCGGAGCUACACGAACCCAGAGACACUCAGCAGCAUGGCCUUUGCGCACAUGUCCUCCUUCGCUGGGGCUUCGCUGCAAGGAGGCAACCCGGCGCCUCUGUUGUGCUCACCCGCCGCUUUUGCGCACGAGGGCGUGCUGUCAUCGGAACCGGACCAGAUGACACCAGGAGUGUCCUCUGAACUGCCAUCUCGCCGUGCUUCAACGUCGUUCAGCGUCGAUGCGGCCGUCAUUGACCGGUACGGGUACCCCACGUAUCGCCGAAUGCCAUUCUCGUCGGUGCCACCGCCCAGCAGCAUGACCAGCCAGGCGGAUUGCUCUUUCUCCUCAUAUGCUCCUAGGGCACCGUCCCCUCUGGCUCUUGCUGCCUCUUUUGAUGAGACUUCCACCCCUUCAACGCCUUCUACAACGCUCAUCAACUUCCUCACUGCUCCUAACCCCGCUGCUUCCCUCGUCCGCAACAUUUCCUUCCCACUCCGCGACCCCAGCAUUAGACAUUUCUGGUGGGAUGUCCGAAAUGUUCGAUCUUGGAACUCCUUCAACGCCUCUGCGAUUCUCUCUCUGCCUGGCGCUCGGGCUUUGUUGACCACGCCGGUGCCUGCCCCGGUCCUGCCUCAGCCGACCAUGUCGACCAGACACCCUGACACUGAGGCGGCCUUGCAUGGAAUUUAUGCUUCAUUCUAUCUUCCAAAGAUGAACGCGGCUCUUUCCAUGUCCUCCAACCGAGCCCUGCAAAUUUCCGUGCCUGCGAAGGCGGCGAACGACCUUGUCUUCGUCAUCAACGCUGCCGGUGAGUCCGCCACGGCAGCGACAAUGUUUGGAGGAAAGCCUUCCGCACGCGUUGUCGGUCUGGUCCGAAGCUUCGACCGUUUCAAUACUGGCAUGCGCGUCGAAGGCAACAUCAAGCGUGUCGAAUACCUUCGCGGCCUGUCUGCAAUUCAUUAUGCCAUGCGCGAGCAUGGCUGCCGAUAUGGCUUCAUCCUCACCGAAAUUGAACUUGUCCUCGUCCGUGCCGGAACGGAGUCAACUCCGUUCUUCGGUGACCUGGAGAUCACUUCGGUGCAACUGGCUACAUCGACUCCCCAAGACGAGUCGGAAAGCACACCGGCCACAGGUUCGCCCCAAGCCUUGACAGCCUGCCUCGCGCUUUGGGGUCUGUGCCAGCUUGCUGGCGAUAGGGCACCUGCGGGCCACCCUCACUGGAAGGCCGAGAUCGGGGCGCCUGCUGAGGGUACGCGUCGCAAGGCGAAGCCUCGAGACAGUUGGAUGCCGCAGCCCCAGCUGGCGGAGAAGCGAGAGGCCAAGCGCAGCCGUGGAUGGAUUUGGCCCGAGGACGCCAUUGGCAGGAAGGAAAUGGGAAAGCGAGGCGUCAAGUACGGCAACUUUUGAAAGCAAACGUUUCGUGUCAGGUAAAGCAAAGCCCGACGUGGCAGUGGAAGGGACAAGCUUGAGCCGGUCCAAUUUUCCUUUGUCCUGCCCUUCCGUCGACUAUGGUGCGGCCACGACUGAUGAGACACGAUGACAAUGACGGCGCGAUGAGGUAGUAGUUUAAACUUGCUUGGGCCUGCCCUUGAAGUCGAACGGGACUAUGGGUGAGGCGAGUACCUUGAGACAUUUAUGUAGUCGAUAGUUAUGCAUGCAAGGAGAAAUAAUCGACACUAUACAAUGUUCAACGCGG